Rhizoctonia solani is the source of this 1680-nucleotide messenger RNA. RefSeq names its product glucose-6-phosphate isomerase. Gene Ontology annotation, cellular component: cytosol. Gene Ontology annotation, biological process: gluconeogenesis; glycolytic process; glucose 6-phosphate metabolic process. The transcript is spliced from 7 exons. Gene Ontology annotation, molecular function: carbohydrate derivative binding; monosaccharide binding; glucose-6-phosphate isomerase activity. The coding region runs from base 1 to 1680 and encodes 559 amino acids. The record is from RefSeq and is a predicted model, not a curated record. Lineage: Eukaryota; Fungi; Basidiomycota; Agaricomycetes; Cantharellales; Ceratobasidiaceae.
AUGCCCGGAACCCUUGCAUCCAACUACGAGAGCUGGAAGAAGCUCCAGCAGCUUUAUGAUCAGCAAAAGGAACAGAUCGUCUUGAAGGACUUGUUCGCCAAGGAUCCUCAACGAUUCGCCAAGUUCUCUCGCGAGUACACCUCAGCGGACGACGCGUCCACGACUUUCUUACUCGACUACUCCAAGAACCUCAUCAAUGAGUCCGUUCUCGCCGAGUUGUUCUCCCUUGUGCGCGAAGCCGAUGUCGAAGGUGCUCGCGACGCGAUGUUUGCAGGCGAACACAUCAAUACGAGCGAGGAUCGUGCGGUCCUUCACACUGCGCUUCGUAACUUUUCGAACAACUUUGUGAGCGAACCUGGUGCGGAUGAGGUCCCGGCCGUCCUUGCGCACAUCAAGGAGUUCACCGAGUCUGUGCGAAACGGACAAUGGACUGGGUACACUGGCAAGAAGAUCGAGGCCAUCGUCAAUAUUGGUAUCGGUGGUUCCGAUUUGGGACCUGUCAUGGUCACUGAGGCCCUGAAGCCGUAUGCGAAGCGCGAUCUCAAGGCGCACUUUGUUAGCAACAUCGAUGGUACUCACAUUGCCGAGAUUCUUCGUUUGUGCGACCCCGAGACGACGUUGUUCAUCGUUGCGAGCAAGACGUUCACUACCCAAGAAACGAUCACCAACGCUCAAACGGCCAAGUCCUGGUUCCUCAAUACCGCCAAGGACGUCAAGCACGUAGCCAAGCACUUUGUUGCCCUCAGUACCAACACCAAGGAUGUUACUGCUUUUGGUAUUGCCAAGGAGAACAUGUUCCAAUUCUGGGACUGGGUCGGUGGUCGUUACUCGCUCUGGAGUGCUAUUGGUCUCUCGAUCGCGCUCGUCAUCGGUUAUGACAACUUUGAGCAACUCUUGCGCGGUGCCGCUGGAAUGGACCAGCACUUCCGUACCACUAAGCUUGAGGACAACUUGCCGGUCAUCAUGGCUGUCAUUGGCAUUUGGUACAAUGAUUUCUAUGGAGCCCAGACCCAUGCUCUCCUUCCUUACGACCAAUACCUCUACAAUUUGCCGACUACUUCCAGCAAGGCGAUAUGGAGAGUAACGGCAAGUUCGUUACCAAGGAUGGAAACAGAGUCGAUUAUCAGACCGCCCAUCAUCUGGGGAGCAGCUGGAACCAACGGCCAGCACUCAUUCUACCAGCUUGUUCACCAGGGAACCAAGCUCAUCCCCACUGACUUCCUCGCUCCCGCUACAACCCACAACACCCUCGCCGACACCGGCAACAGCUCGCGUCACCACCGCAUCCUUCUCAGUAACUUCUUCGCCCAGCCCGAGGCUUUGGCGUUUGGAAAAUCAGAGGAGCAGGUCCGCAAGGAACUCGGCUCGGGAGCGUCCGAGGCACUCAUCAAGUCCAAGGUCUUUGAGGGUAACCGCCCCAGCAACUCGAUCAUCUUCCCUCUUCUUACCCCCUCGACACUCGGUGCUCUCAUCGCACUUUAUGAGCACAAGUUUUCGUCCAGGGUAUGGUAUGGGGCAUCAACUCCUUCGCGUGUAUGCGCAGACCAAAUGGGUGUCGAGCUCGGAAAGGUCUUGGCCAAGGCUAUCCUUGCGCAGCUGGACAAACCCGAGGACGUCACAGGCCACGACAGCUCGACGACUGGUUUGAUUCACUACUACCAGAAGUACCGCAGGGAGUAA